Molecule: messenger RNA, 492 nt
Organism: Geodia barretti
Lineage: Eukaryota; Metazoa; Porifera; Demospongiae; Tetractinellida; Geodiidae
Source: the annotation of a GenBank genome assembly
ACUGUUAAGAAUUUAGUAUCAAAGGUCUCUCUUCUGCUUGUCCCUGGCCAUACACCCAGUCACCCUGCCUGUUCCUGCAAGGAGAUCCUCCAGCUGGCCCCACAGUCUCCCUCAGGUCUCUACUGGAUCAGUGGAACUGACAACAAACCCAAACACAUGUACUGUGACAUGGAGAGGAGCUGCAAUGGUGUAGCUGGAGGCUGGAUGAGGCUGGCCUCUAUCGACAUGACUAAAACUGGCAGUACCUGCCCAUCUGGUCUGAGGACCCUCACUAGUCCCCGCAGACUGUGUGCUAAGAACAUAGAUGUUGGUGUAUGCUCCUCAGUUGUGCUGCCGGUACAAGGAGUAGAAUACAGUCGAGUAUGCGGCAAGAUCAUUGGAUACCAGCAGGGGUCUCCAGAUGCAUUCAGGCCAACUAUUUCUCAUAAUAUUGAUUCAAAUUAUGUUGAUGGAAUCAGCUUAACUCAUGGAAAAAGUCCUCGCCAACACAUU